Molecule: messenger RNA, 1239 nt
Organism: Acytostelium subglobosum LB1
Lineage: Eukaryota; Evosea; Eumycetozoa; Acytosteliales; Acytosteliaceae
Exons: 4
Cellular component (GO): mRNA cleavage and polyadenylation specificity factor complex
Molecular function (GO): protein binding
Source: RefSeq, a predicted model, not a curated record
AUACUCUUAUAUAUAAAAAUGUCACAUUACUCAGGCGGUGGAGGAGGCGGAGGAGGUGAUAGAGGCGAUCGAGAAAGAGGUGGAGGCGGAGGCGAUAGAGGCGGUGGCGGUGACAGACAUCAUCAUCAUCGUUACAACAACUAUCAAGCAUCAAAGAUGGUUUACGAUGGCAAGCGAAUGAGAAAGGCUGUAGUUAGAAAGACUGUUGACUUCAACUCCACACUCAUCAAGUAUCAUCUCUCAAGAAUAUAUCAACGCGACUACAGAGACUUUAACGGUGUGCAGCCUGACCCUAUAUAUAUCAAAGAGAUCCUUCCUCCAGUCGCGCUAGACUCCAAUCCAACAACAAGUUUAUGUACAAGAUUCAUUCAUACAUCGACAAACAAAGUUAGAUAUCCAAUCAAUGCUGUAACUUGGACACCAGAGGGAAGACGUUUGAUUACGGGAUCAUCGAGUGGAGAGUUCACAUUGUGGAAUGGAUUGACGUUCAACUUUGAGACUAUCAUGCAGGCACAUGACAAGGCAGUGCGUGCAAUCACAUGGUCACAUAAUGAGAACUGGAUGAUAUCGGGCGAUGACGCGGGAUUGGUCAAGUACUGGCAGCCAAACAUGAACAACGUCAAGGUGUUCCAGGCACACAACGAAUCACUGCGCGACCUGACGUUCGCGCCAACCGACCUCAAGUUCGCGUCGUGUAGUGACGACGCCUACAUCAAGAUCUGGGACUUUGCGCGAUGCACUGAAGAGCGAGCGAUCAAGGGUCACGGCUGGGACAUCAAGUGCGUGGCAUGGCAUCCUCAAAAGUCGGUGAUCGCGUCCGGUUCCAAGGACAACCAUCUCAAGGUCUGGGACGCGCGAAGCGGCGACCUCAUCAGUACGCUCACCGGCCACAAGAACACCAUCGUGCAGGUCGAGUGGAACAAGAAUGGCAACUGGCUGGUUAGCGCAAGUCGCGAUCAGCUGCUCAAGCUCUACGACAUUAGGACGAUGCGCGAGAUGCAGACAUUCAAGGGACACGGCAAGGAGGUCACGUCCGUGGCUUGGCAUCCAUUCCAUGAGAACCUGCUAGUGAGCGGUGGCUUUGACGGCUCGAUCCUGUACUGGAUCGUCGGCCAGGAUCAGCACCAGGGCGAGAUCUACCAGGCGCACGAGGCCAGCGUCUGGUCGCUAAGCGUGGCAUCCAAUCGGACACAUCUUGGCCAGUGGCUCCAACGACUACACUACAAAGUUCUGGUGUAG